Messenger RNA from Amorphotheca resinae ATCC 22711, 2067 nucleotides. RefSeq lists its product as hypothetical. The record is from RefSeq and is a predicted model, not a curated record. The coding region runs from base 1 to 2067 and encodes 688 amino acids. Lineage: Eukaryota; Fungi; Ascomycota; Leotiomycetes; Helotiales; Amorphothecaceae. The transcript is spliced from 3 exons.
AUGGCCCAAGCGGAGACAAUUGACGUUCCCACAUCUCCAUUACCCCCAUCACAGCCCGCCAAAACCUCUGCUCCGAGCCAACCCCAUAAGCCGGAUGAAUUGCCAAUAGAAAUUGUGUCACAUACUGUCAGCAGCAAUGGUAGCCAAGAGCAGCGGCAGACAACUACAAAUGCUUUGGAAAAUCAGGAUGACGAGGUGCAGUUCGUUUUCUCUGUCCCACGACGUAGGAAGAAGAAACGGAAGAGACUUGGAUCUUCAUAUAACUUGCCAAAUGCCAGCCAAGUUUCCAAAACUCCUGGAGAUGCUCCUUCUGGAGCCGCCCCUUCCACUUCAACACCAUCACAGAAAGCCCGGCGAAGAAGUACAGGCAUGGUCCAGCAAUUAGAAUCAUGUCAUCUUAGCGGACGAAUACCGGAUUCAGCAAAAAGUGGCUCUCUGCCCGCGAUCACUGCGAAUUUUCAGGCCGAUUUGACAACCCAUCCUGAGCCCGCCUGUAUCCCGUCGCCGAAUAUGGCAUUGCUACCUGCGCACUCUUCGUUGUUGCCGGAUUUGACUUCAUGGUGGAGCAAGCAGAUACCCCCAAUUCAAGACAAUGAUACGUUGGAAUUUGAUUGGUGUGGCAUGCCAUUUGCGGACGAGAUACUAAAGAGAAAGCAUGAAGGAGAACCAGAAGAACCAAGGCCCAGUCCCGCCGAACGACCACAAUAUGUUCAGUCUUCAGUUCAAGUCAACCCAGGAUUCUCUGACCCGGGAUCUUCUAGUACGGUCAAUGAAGGUACUUCAGACCCUUGGAGUAAUCCAAGUAUACAGGACCCCGCAGAAGCCCAUAUUCCAUCGGCAACCUGGUGGCCGGGUUUUCUGGGCACACCCGGCGUUCAUAGCUUUAUUCAGCCACAAUCCGCGUAUUUCACUGCCCCUUCAAGCAAUCUAAAUGCCGCGAAUCACCUGUGGCGCCGAAUAUCGCGACAACGAUCGUCGCAGAGUCCAUCUUCGCCACGGUCGUUUCCAAACCAGACAUGGCAGCAACAAACCAUCCAAGUUCCAGCAUCGCAUGUACCAGAGCAAAGCGUCUCUCCUCGAACUAAGACGGUCCAAGUAGUGAGAUCGCUCGACCCAACCCAACCUCAACAUCAACCAUCACCAGCUGCAACUUCAAGGAGUCCAGCCGUGCCCAGUUCACCGUCACGGUCAGCCAUGAAGCCCAACGAGGCAUCGUUGAACCCAAACCAUCAAGGUCCCCGUCAGAGACCACACUCCUCAUCCUUAGAGUUUCAGCAGAUUGGAUCUACUUCAGACCGCCCAACCCCAGCCGUAGAGCAUUUUAGACACGUGCACUCAAACCCAAACGAUAUCCUGCGAAAACCCUCUCUAUACAAAAUCCCCCCUUGGCCUUCUCCACAAAUAUCUCUCCAUCCUCCUCAGCCUUUGAUUACCGCUACACAUUCGUCAUCUUCUAACAUCAGAAAUGGCAUUUCGAAUAAUGCCCGGACGCCCAUUCAAUCAUUAGGCGCUCAAACUGCUUCCUCUCCCCCGGUCACCAACGGAACGCAGACUCCUCUUGGCCAGGAUAUGCAGGCUAACUCUCCUCCCUCAGUUGCACGGCUAUCAAAAUCUCGUCCCACAGCUACGGGUCAAGCCCAGGUUACGAGCUCAAGUCAAAUUCAAACAAGCCAAUCCACGCGCAAGCACUCGCCAAACCUAAUCGUAGACAUAGCCGAAACAUGCCAACAAAACUUCCCCUUUGCAGCCGUUGCGGAACGGCACAAACAGCCGAUCCAAAAAGUGUUUGAUACCUUCUCAGCCAUCAUUCAGCUCCCUCUCUUGCGAUCAGCGGCGGACCAUCGACGACAUGGCAGUUUAGGGAAGAGGAGGAUGAAGGAAUUCCGAGAUGCGAAGAAGGCAAUGGAGAAGGCACAGGAGCAGGAACGAAAGAGGGCUUUGAGGGAAGAGAAGAGGGCAGAGAGUGGAGAUUUAGGAAUGCAUAAAAAAGCAAAAAAGGGACCCGGGCUCUUGAAGGCUGCUAUACUGAACAAUGCGCGGGAGAAGGAGGGCAGUGCUGCGUCAUGA